This is a messenger RNA of Myotis brandtii (Brandt's bat), 887 nucleotides long. It is a transcript of the gene CIDEC, whose product is annotated as cell death-inducing DFFA-like effector c. Gene Ontology annotation, biological process: regulation of apoptotic process; apoptotic process. The transcript is spliced from 6 exons. The record is from RefSeq and is a predicted model, not a curated record. Lineage: Eukaryota; Metazoa; Chordata; Mammalia; Chiroptera; Vespertilionidae. Bases 97 to 843 code for a protein of 248 amino acids.
ACUCUGCCCCCAGGGACAGGAAUUAACCAGGCCGGGCGUCUUUAGCUCCAACUUGGGAUCCCUGAUCAGUGUGAGCAGAGCCAGAGUCAGAGAAACAUGGAGUCCAAUGCAGUCCAGCUGACGAGGAUGGAAUAUGCCAUGAAGUCCCUCAGCCUUCUCAACCCCAAGUCCCUCUCCAGGUAUGUGGCAGUGAGCACCUCGGUGGUCACCCAGCAGCUGCUGUCGGAGCCCAGCCCGGAGCCCCUCAGAGCCCGGCCCUGCAGAGUGAGCACCCAGGACCGGAGUGUGCGGAAGGGCAUCAUGGCGCACAGCCUGGAGGACCUCCUCCACAAGGUCCGGGACACCCUGAUGCUGGCAGACAAGCCCUUCUUCCUGGUGCUGGAGGAAGAUGGCACAGUGGUAGAGACAGAAGAGUAUUUCCAAACCCUGGCAGACGACACAGUGUUCAUGGCCCUCCAGAAGGGGCAGAAAUGGCAGCCCCCAUCAGACCAGGGCUCUAGGUACCAACUCUCCCUCUCCCGUAAGCCUGCCAAGAAGAUCGACGUGGCCCGAGUAACUUUUGACCUGUACAAGUUGAACCCACAGGACUUCAUUGGCUGCCUGAAUGUAAAGGCAACUCUCUAUGGCACAUACUCCCUUUCCUACAAUCUUCACUGCUAUGGGGCCAAGCGCGUCAUGAAGGAAGCUCUUCGCUGGGCCCUCUUCAGCAUGCAGGCCACAGGCCACAUGCUGCUCGGCACCUCCUGUUACAUGCAGCAGCUUCUGGACGCCACAGAGGAGGGGCAGGCCCCUAAGGGCAAGGCCCCAUCCCUCAUCCCGACCUGUCUGAAGAUACUGCAAUGAAGGCCCAAGUCCUCGAAGGCCUUCUCCAGCCAAGGACUAGCCUG